UUCCAAUACAAAAUGGAGUCUAUUUUUGUGCGUAAUUGUUUAUUUAGGGAUUUUUAAAGCCGUUUUUCAUGCAAAAUGGUUAUUCGGAUUAUGUGUGAAUAAUUUUUCUGAAAUCAUGGAUGCUUUAAGCUUUCCAGAAAUACCCGAAAAGGAUGUGUCUGAGGAUUGGUAUUACAGCAAAAGACGUGAAAUGCAGGAAGUGUUGCCUGGAAUAUUUCUCGGACCAUAUUCUGUAGCCGUAAAAUCCAAGUUGAACUUUCUCUUGGAAAAAGGUAUAACACACAUUGUGUGUAUCAGAGAAGACCUGGAGGCUAACUUUGUAAAGACAAACUUUCCUAACAACUUUAAAUAUCUUGUGAUUAAUAUUGCUGACAAAAUGACCGAAAAUAUCAUUGGACACUUUCCUUUGGUCAAAGAAUUUCUCAAUGAAUGCCAACAAACAAAUGGGAAGGUCUUAAUUCAUGGAAACACUGGGAUUUCCAGAAGUGCUGCGUUAGUGAUAGCUUACGUUAUGGAGACAUACGGAUUGACGUACAGGGAGGCGUUUCUCCAUGUUCAAAAUAAGAGAUUUUGUAUCAAUCCUAAUGAGGGAUUCGUUCAACAGUUGAUGGAAUAUGAACCCAUCUACUUAGCAAAUUAUCAAAUGAAACAGUUCAAUAGCAAGGAACCCUUAGGACACAGAGCAAGCGUAAAAAGAUCCUUCGAGCCAGAUAUUGAAGACAUGCAAUGUUGCUGAUAUUUCUCACAGUCGCGCGCGGGAAAAUCCUAUCGAUUAACAGUUGUAGAUAAUUGUCAGUAGGCUAUUAUUUUAUGCUACGAUUUGAGUUGAUAUUUUAACACUGCUUAAGCCAAGCGGUCUCGAUUAUUCUUCGCAAUCUUUGUAAUAAAAUUGUUGUAUUUAUGUAAAUUGUAAGAUAGGUAAUGGAAUAAAUGCACAAAAGACAAUAAUUUGAAGU
Dendronephthya gigantea is the source of this 956-nucleotide messenger RNA. Its product is annotated as serine/threonine/tyrosine-interacting protein A-like. The record is from RefSeq and is a predicted model, not a curated record. The transcript is spliced from 11 exons. The coding region runs from base 116 to 736 and encodes 206 amino acids. Lineage: Eukaryota; Metazoa; Cnidaria; Anthozoa; Malacalcyonacea; Nephtheidae. Gene Ontology annotation, molecular function: protein tyrosine/serine/threonine phosphatase activity; F-box domain binding. Gene Ontology annotation, cellular component: cytoplasm; nucleoplasm. Gene Ontology annotation, biological process: negative regulation of SCF-dependent proteasomal ubiquitin-dependent catabolic process; regulation of ERK1 and ERK2 cascade; negative regulation of protein binding.